AUGGAAAUUAAGAAGAGGAUAAAAAGUAGAACAUCCACUGAGGAGAAAGAAUUAAUUAGAAGGACACACCUGAAUAAGAACCACAAAGAUGAAAAUCUGAAAAGCCUUAUACAUUGCAACGAUUCGGAGGAUAGAAAACACACAGAUAGCAAUUCCAACAUUCUAAGUAAUACGUAUGAUAACAUCUAUGACGAGCUCUCAUCAAACUAUGAAGAUAGUGCUUGCAAGUCGAAUGACGACCUGACCGAAUUUUACCUUUACAAAGAAAUUAACAACCAUAAGUAUAACAACAAUUUGUACGACUUCUACUUGAAUAAGUUUAAUAGCAACAUCGAAGAAAAGGAAAGGCUGAAUGAGUCCAACGUGAGCCUCAUUAAUAAGAUCUCUCGCAUGAAAAAGAAACGCAACUAUGGAGACAAAAAUGUUGAACAAAAGACAGGAAGGGUGAGAGACACAAAUGUGAAUGAAAAGACGACGGGAGGGAAAGACCCAGGGGGAGAAGAAUCCCCGCAGGAGGCAUCAUCCACCUAUCGCAACGCCAUGAAUCAUCAUACAGACCCGUAUGAUAAGGAGAAUGAGGAAAAAUUAGACGAGAUGAGAAAGAAAUAUAAGCAUAUCAUGCUUUAUUCGUUCGAAGAACCACUGAAUGGUGACUCGACAAAGGAGCAUUCCACAAAACAAAUAGACCAGAUGAAGAAAAAAAAAAGUAAAGAACAAGGUGAAGACAAAAAUGGAGGAAAAAAUGAGGAGAAGGAAAAUUUGUACAACAUAUACUUCAAUACACUGAUAAACAAAUGUGAUUACACCAUUUCAUGUUACAUGUACAAGAAAACGAAUGCCACACAUAUUUAUAGAAAAAAAAUCCUAGUUUUAAAGAAGCAUUUCUUAAUUUUAAAUAAAUAUAAACAGAAUAUUAAUAACAUCUACAAGGUUAUGCACCGAGACGUAUAUGACAUAUCUCAUUCUAAAUAUGGAGAUAUUUACAAAAGUUCAAACAACAUUUACAAUUUUAGUGUGUAUGCGAAACGUUUGAGCAAUACGGAUGGUACUUCCACCUCAGAUAAUAGUAAUUUCUUUUCCUUAAAAAAAAAGAAGAAGAAAAAAAAAAAUAAUUACAAGAUAUCAAAUGAUGGAUAUCAUUUCAAUAACGAGCAUAUUCGUUUGGCUAAUCACAAUGUGAAUGUUAUUAUCGAGUUGAUCAAUUUAAUGAAAAUUAUUUCUAUUUAUGGUUCCAUAAAAAAGUAUAUGAAAAUACUUUUCUUCAAGUACACGAAAAAUGUCUUUUUGAAGAAUUACGAGUUGUAUUAUUCUUCUCCAAAAUAUUUCAACGUGCUGAAAAAAUUUUACAAGUCCAUUCAUGCCAGUGCUUAUAAUUACAUAUAUGUAAAUAUUUUAAAAAUUAGGAACUUAGAACAAAUUAAGUAUAAUUACAUAUAUGCUAUAAUUGACGUGGAUAAUUUUUUGUACCACUACAAGUAUGAGUACAAUAGGGAUAUGUUCAUACCACUUUUCACGGAUAGACAGAAUAAAGUAAUAUUUUACUUUUACACAGACCUGGAUUUGUAUCUAGGACAUUUUAUUCUACACAAUUAUGAAAUUGAGAAACACAUCGAUUUUGAUUUGCACAAAAAAGCUGAACUGAGUAGUAUACAAAUCCAAACCGACUUUUUUUUAACGAAAAAUACCAAGUACAAGAAUACAUCCAUGUACAGUUCCACGUCGUCCAACAGGACAGAAAAGUUAUUCGGCUCCUUUUGCAAUAAAACGAAUGACCAAGUGACAAAUGGGCUUUCUCUCCUGAAUCAGAAAAAUAUAUUUUUUGAUAAGAAUUAUUUUUUUGUCAGAAAGUUACAUAAUGAUCAGAAAAAAAGUGCACAGAAAAAUAGUAAAUAUGAAUCCGACUUGAAUGAUGAUAAUUUAUAUGUCCAUAUAUUUAUAUAUAAAAGUAAGAACCGAUUUGAGUAUUUGCUACCAUCUCAAAACACCACCAAUGUACUUUGCAAUGAUGAGGAUCUCUCCAUGACAUAUAACAACGUUAACAAUAAUUAUCAGUUGUUUAAUUUAUUUAUAAAUAACAUAAAACGGACCAUGCAGAUAAAAAACAGAUUCAGCUAUAUCUUCGAUAAAGUAAACGGUAUAUUCGAAUUUAGAAGCUUCAUCAUUUCGAUCAUUUCAAUUUUUUAUCUUUUCUUUUGUUCCUACUGUAAGAAUUACAUACACAUUGUUCUCCUUCUAACCGUGGCAUUUCUGAUAUACAUAAAUAACGAGAAGAAUUACGAUUUUUGCAGAAACAUAUUGUACGAUUUUCCCAUUCUGUACCUCUUUUUUCCUCAUAAAAUUUUGUGCAAAAUAUCGGAGAAGUCUAGUUUGUACCACCUGCACACCUUUCUGCAUAUUUUCAUUUUGCACAGAUUUCCCUCCUUCUUUCAAUACCUGUAUAAACAUUACAAAUCCAGAUGCAUCUACUUCUUUUCCUACACCCCUGCUUAUCUGGGAAAAUACUGCAAUCAGCACUUCUUAGAUGGAGAGAGUAGUGAGGAAAGUAGGAGUAAGUCCUCCAUGGGUAGGCCCUCCAAGGCGAAAGGAAGUAGAAGGAAGGGUUUGAGGAGCAAGGAUAGGGAGACGAAGGCAAAUUCCAUUUUAAGCCCAAUCUAUGGAAGCAAUCAAGAGGAGGGGAAAAUUGUAACAUGUAAGGUAGACAAUAAUACCGUCUUGGUUCGUACCAAUGUAGUGAAUAACGCUAUUCCUGGGAACGAAAAGAGAAAAAAUAUCCCCGAAUCAAGCGGUAACAUCAUUCGAGACAGAGGAAAUGCCAAUUGGGUGGAAGAAAGCAACUUCAAUUUUGAGGAUAGCAUGACGGAUGGUAAAAGUGAUCAUGGUCAGAAUAACCAGGGCUCGGGAGACCUACUCUUUUCAGGAGAAGAGGAGAAGAAUGAAAAGGAGGGGGAAGACGAAGAAGGCAGUGAGGUGCACAACUUUCCCCCCCAACAGGGCGAUGAUGCGGAGGACAAAAUUCUGAACAAAAUGGGAGGAUACUUUAAAAGUAAAAGUGCAGGCAAUGGGGGCACGAGCGAUAAGGCCGUUAUAGAUUGGAACGGUGAUGAGGAUGAGAAUGAUCCAUUCAAAGUAGACAGUUGUAUUAGGAAUGAACGAGUUAGUAGGAAUACCAAUGGAGGAGCCAACGGUGUAGAUUACAAUGGAACUUACGAUGAGACCAACGUGGAAAAUGACAUGCAUACCAAAUUGAUAAAGAACAACAAACCCUCCCAUAUGAUUAACAACAAUAAGGAGUGGCUAAUGGACUACUUCGUCACGGGGGGGUAUCAAAAAUUUAAUGACUCAGACAAGAUGACGAAUUUGAAGGUGAGCAGUAAAAAGGAUAAAUUGAAUUCUUGUACGUUAAAAAAUAGCUUCUCGGAUAUGAAGCUUCUACUGGAGGUACAAAGAAAAAAAGGAGAAAAACAAAAUUUCAGCGACAUUGAGGGAAAGGAAAAAAAAUGUGUACAUGAGGGGACUUCGAUUCUACGUAGUUCCUUGUCACUCACAGAAGGUAAAAACUAUUUUGAGCAAAAUAGUUCGUUUUUUUCGAAAUAUAAUUAUACCUUUGAUGAAGACGUGGAAAAAUAUUCUGAUGAUCCAGGCAUCAACGAAAUUAUGCUACUCGAUUUGGAAAUUAAAAUUUUAAAUCACAUGAAAAAUAAUUAUUACGAUUCUGCCAGGGUGGUACCACCUAUUGAGAAAGUUCACGGGGACGAAAAGAAUGGAGACCAUUUGGAAGAUCGAAAGACCUGUGGCAGUAGAGAGUUCUGCUUUGAAAUAAAUAACGCGAAAUAUUCGAUGGAUUUAAGUUUAUACGAAAAUGCCAAGUACGUCCACUUCUUCAAAUCCGACAACAGUGUAGAGAAUCGUUGUGCAACCAACCACCACCACGCGAACUUCCUAUCCAACGAGCCCUGUAUCGAUAAAAGCUUGAAAAUUAAAGAUAGAAAAAAUACACAAGGAGAAUGCACUGCAAACAGUUACAGUGAAACACACAGUAGUAAGAACAGAAAAAAGAACAUGUACAGCAUUAUUGAAUAUUUCCCAGGAUAUUUUUACAACAAAAUAGAAAUUAUAUACAUCAAUGUGAUAUUAAUUUUUAUUUACUUUUAUUGCCUUUUGAUAAUCACCGUGCAUGGAGGGCUGAACAACGAUUUUCCUUUAUAUUUUUAUUUCCUAAAUAAAAAAAAAAAAAGAGGAAAAAGAGUGGCAAAACAGAGGGAAAAAAAGAGUGACUGCUCAGAGCACAAUGAAGAAUUGAUCAACCUGGAAGCGAAAAAGAAAAGUGAAGAAAAGACCUACACGUCCAAUUUAAUCUUCAAGUCCAAACGUAUAUUUAGGAAUUGGAAGCAGAAAAGAAAACUGAAUAAAAAGAACAUAAAGCUUGACGUAGGUAAAAAUCUCUCCUCAGAUGCGCCGGACGACCUUAAAAAUGGGAGUCUGUUUGAAAAAAAUGUCGAUACGCUAUUCUGCGAUAGAAAAGAAUGGGGAGAAAGGGAAAAAAAGGAAGAGUUGGCGGAAGCAGAAGGUGAAGAAGACGUGGUAGACGCGGAGGGGGGAGAAAAAGAAGCGAAAGCGACAACGAGUAAGUAUACACCUAGCAUAAAGGAGGAGUUGCCAUCCGAAUCAGAUCAGAAGAACGCAGCACUGUUGACGAAUGGAAGAAAAUCCAGCGAACUUCAAUUAAAGGACAAUAUUCAAAGAGAUUAUGCCAAGGCGCUAACUGUAAAACCUCUACAGAAGAAGAAAGAUGGAAUCGUUACGUUGCCCACUUUAAAUUGCGCAUUUGAGGUACCCAAAGUAGAGUUAUGUAAUAUCGAACAGGGGGAAAUAAACAUGAAAGGGGACAUCGCAGCGGAAGCGCUUCAUAAUAGCAGUGACAAUUUUGCAUUCAAAUUUGGAUAUGACUUGGAAGGAGAUCUUGUAAAUCACUUUCCCGUGGAAUUUCAGCAUAACAAAGAUGCUCAUUUGGUAGCCCAAAAUGUCUAUGAGUGGGAGGAUUGCAUGAGUGCACACAACGGAGGCGAUCAUCGCGGUGAUGAUAUCAGUCGAGGGGAACCUCAGAUAUAUGACGAGAAUGACACGUGGCAGUGGAGCCCGCCAUUUUACGAUGAUGGUCGGAAGAGUUGCUUAAGCCCUCAUCACAGCGAUGAUAACUUCACGGGCCGCUUAAUAACGCACCAAAAUUAUCCCAAUCAAGAAGAACAUUUUAUGCCCUUCGAUGAGAUUCCUUUGAAGGGAUUAAAUAACAACCCUAUUGACGACACCUUCAGUAUGAAGGAGGAGAAACAACAUCUCAUUCGCAACAAAAUUAAAAGGGAUAAAUAUAAUUCCAUGAACGAAUUAAAAGAACCCUGUAAAAAUAUAUUAGGGGCGAAUAACUUGUUCUCACAGGCAAAUGAUCCUGUGUGUAAAGACCAAUGCUAUGUAAGCCAUGAAAAAGGAGAGGAUUUACAUGGAAGUGAUGAGAACCAAAAAAAAACCGUUAAAAAUUUUUUGGGGAAAUUAAAAAAUAUAAAGGAAGAGAAACUUAGCAAAAUUAAAAAUAUGUACAAAUCUGAAAAAUGCAGCAAUCCUUUUAGGAGAGGGUUUCAUAUGAUAAAAAGCAAAAUUAACAGCGAAAGUGUGGAUGAAACUUUUAGCUACAGUAAAGACAACCUUUGGGGGGAGGAAAUCAAAAAGAAAAAGGAAGAAAAAUAUGCAGAAUAUAGUGAAAAUGAAUUUGACACAUAUAAAAAUGAAAAGUUAUUCGAUUUGAAGAAUUUGUUUCAACCUUCUUGUGGAGAAAACAGGGAAAAGUAUGCCCAAAAGGAGCGGCUACAGAAUAAUUCUGAGGUAGGCGUAAUAAGCAGUGGGAGCAAUUACGCAGUUAACCCGUCCUACUUAAUAAGUAACAACGGAAGUAAUUACAACGGAGGAUACAGAAAUACAUUAGUAAAAAACAAUCUUAUGGACAAAAGUUUUAUCUCCAACACGUCUACGUACCAAGAGGGAAAGUUCGAUGAGGAAAAAAAGGAAUACUCGAUGGACCUAAAAUUUAUGCGCAAUUUUAUUAAUUACAAAAAGAACGACUUAGAAUUUGCCACCGUUGACAUGAUUGAGGAGGAAAAAAAAGCACGAGGAAGACAUAUCCUGCAUAACCUAUCCUUCAAUUCUAAGAGGAAAGGAUUGAAGAAGAAAAUCAUUUCGUACGUAAAGAGGAAAACGAAUAAGAAGGAAGAAAAUAAAGGUUACGAAUUGACACCCAUGGUGUGGGUUGAAGAAAAGUUACUAAGUGAUGAAAUGCACCUCGACGGUCAAAACAAUUUAAUUAAUUCGAUCAACUACGAGGAAGAUACUUCUUCCAAUAGGGGAAUCGGGGUAGACCAUGUAGAGAAUGAAAGGGAUAAUAACUUAUCCGUCAAAAAGGACCAAGAUGAGCGUGUGAAUUUUAAAGAAAACAAGGAAAAAAUUAUCCUCCCCUUGAACGUGGGCAAGAGGUCAAAGAAGGGCGCCAACUCGAAUGUUUCAUUCACUGUGCCGAAAAGAAUAAUUAAAAGAAAUCGAGACUAUCUUAAAUUUUACAGGAGCGGAUAUUUUAGCGAAUACGACGUACAUAGAAUUAUAAGAAGGAGAAACAAAAAGAAAUUUGCAUACUUAAACAAUAUGUAUAAUCGUUCAGGGUUGCACAUUGAAAAGAAGUGUGAAAAGGUGGAUAAUCAAUUUAAUAGCAGAAAAUCAAACGAGAUUUUCUCCGAAAAAAGUGACAACCAAAUGGGGGAUAAUAUGCUUAGCGGAUGUACACAUAUAGCUGGAAAAGGUGAGACAACAGACCAUUUGUUAAAUAUGGAACAGAUGGACGGAGAAGAGAAGCAAACACAUAAGAACAUUUUUAGUAAAAAAAAAAAAAUUCUUUUUCACAUGAAGAAAUUUCUCAAAUUUAAAAAUAAGAAUAAAAAGAAUUUCUUUAAAGAUAAGGUAAAGAACUUAGUUAAUAUGCAAAUCGCAAAUUCCUAUAACGAAUAUGAUGACAGGGCAAUCUGUAACGAUGAAAGUGGCCUUGUUGCUCUCCGAGAUUCUGGGGGAAAGCAUGCACCUAAGGCUAGAAAAAAAAUGUUCUUCAUAAAUAUGAUUGAAAAAAGUAAUCAAAAUAUGGAGCUCAAUUCUGCAGACGAAAAUGGCCAUGGCUGCACGUCAUCCGAUAAUAAUAAAACUGGGAUUGUGAAAAAAUUGCAGGACAGUGAAACUAGUGAAAAUUAUUUUAAAUCUAUUCGAAGUAAAAUCAACAAGCUAGGUAGUUCAAAUAGGGUAUACGAAGGGGUAGGUAAUGUGCAGAAACCUCUUGAGCAAGGACAUGUGCUCACACAAGUUAAAAAGAAGGAGAAAACAGAUACGACCGGAAUCAGUAAUCCAGAGAAUAAAUAUGUGAUGAACAAAUCCUCAGCGUCGAAGCAGGGUAGGAAGAGUAAAGCGGUAUGUGCUAAUAAAGGCAGUUACGUUGGCAGUAAUGGCUCUUAUAGGGACGCGUAUGAAGUGACCAAAUAUUCAAAUCAAAGCUAUUUAAAAAAUAAAAAAGAGCGAGAAAAACACGCUAUAACUAUUGCUAUUAGUAAUUAUAAUAAAUUUCUUUUAAGCAAAAAGAAUUAUUACAGUGGUCUGGAAAAAACGAACUUUUAUGUGAAGCUUUAUUGCAACUUUGCACUCCUCCUAAUUAACUACUUUUUAAUUUUCACCAUCACGUAUAUAUAUGCGAACAGUGUGUACAACCUCUUUUUGUGCGCCAAGCAUGUGCACUUGAAAGCAAAAAAAAAGGAAAGAAAAAAGCAGUCGGACUUUAACAGCAUGGUCCGCAUAAUAUAUCAUAAAAACGUUUUUGCAACAAAUGAUAAUUGGAUACAUAUAAGCAAACAUAAAAAUAUGUACAUGAAGAAAAAUAUAUUCGCACAGAUAUUUGUCCAAAAUAAAAGACAAAAUGCAAAGAACAGUGUGAAAUAUGACAACCAAGAGGAGGAGGUCGAGGAGAAAGAGGAAGAUGAAGCUUCAUCAGAUAGCCAACAAAUGAAAAAAACAGACAUACGAAAUUAUUAUUUUAAUCCAAGUAAAUAUUAUGAAGAAAUUAAAAACAAAAAAAAUGUUCUCACUAUGUACAAAAGCGCAAAGACCAAUAUUAAAAUGUUAAUGUCCAAGCAUAUGAUUCUUAAUCUCUAUUUGGAGAAGUUUCUAAAUCUUUUCAAUCAUAAAAAUUUUAACCUCACAAAGAUUGUUAUAUCACUCCUAGGAUACUUCUCCAUUUUAUUGCUUCCGAUCAAGUUCCACCAUUUGGUCAUGGUAAAAUUGUUGCACAUGUACUACAAGGGGUACACGAGGAGAUAUUACAAAAACGUUGUUCGUAACAGCAUCUUGGAGAACAUCAAAAAUGUGAAGAUAAGUUUGAAGCUGUAUAAGCCCAUCUGUUCCUUAAACGAGGAAGAGUGUUGUGCGCUGAUUGAAGAAAUUAACAAAACAUUCAACCAGAAUUUGAAUAUAUCGCAAUUUAAGGAUAUCAAUGAUGAAUACGACUUGGCUAACGUCAUUAUGAUAAAUUUAAGUGAAUUUUCCCAGAUGAAGAGAAUAAUAAGGCAAGAAUGGAACCUCAACCUUCUGAACAAUUCGCCCAAUGAUAAUGCGAACGUGGUCAGUGCGAGAAACAACACGUCCUACUGA
Messenger RNA from Plasmodium knowlesi strain H, 8721 nucleotides. Its product is annotated as conserved Plasmodium protein, unknown function. The coding region runs from base 1 to 8721 and encodes 2906 amino acids. Lineage: Eukaryota; Apicomplexa; Aconoidasida; Haemosporida; Plasmodiidae. The transcript is spliced from 5 exons. The record is from RefSeq and is a predicted model, not a curated record.